Molecule: messenger RNA, 2232 nt
Organism: Trichoderma reesei QM6a
Lineage: Eukaryota; Fungi; Ascomycota; Sordariomycetes; Hypocreales; Hypocreaceae
Product: DNA polymerase
Exons: 1
Coding region: 1-2232 (743 amino acids)
Biological process (GO): double-strand break repair via nonhomologous end joining
Cellular component (GO): nucleus
Molecular function (GO): DNA-directed DNA polymerase activity; DNA binding
Source: RefSeq, a predicted model, not a curated record
AUGGGAAAACACAAAGACAGGGAGGGAGAUGCGGUUGUCGUCGCAGACACUCCCGUUCUGCAACGAACCUCUACCACGUCUUUGAAGAGACCGCUGGAAAGUGCCUUGGAGGAAACGUCUUCAUCGCCGUCUGUUAAUGUCAAGGCGGGCAUGGCGAAGGCGUCGACGACGCGGAGCAGUAAAAGGGGGCGCCUGGCGGAGCCGAAAGUGCGGCCCGAGGAGGAGCAGAUAUUCAGGGGCCUGUCCUUCUUUUACGUCCCGGACAAUGACAUUGCGCCGGCGAGGCGAUUGCGCAUCAACAGGGCGAGAGAGUUUGGGGCCGUCUGGACGAGGGAUCUGCUGGCGGCAACGCACGUCGUGGUGGAGAAGAAGCUCGAGUGGAAGGACGUUGAGAAGCUGUUGUUGCUGCCCGGGGAGAAGCUUGAGGGGAGGGAGAUGCCGAGGGUGGUGAACGAGGACUACCCGUUGGAUUGUAUCCAGUUUCGGGCUAUUGUCGAUGCUGGGCAGCGCAAGUAUUUGCUGAAUGGGCAGCCGGCCGCGGAAGCCAAGGCGAGUGAGCCUACUGCUCCUGCUGCAGAUGUCGGAGUGGAGGAGACGACCAGGACGAAGGCGACGGCGAGUUCACUGCCGCUGAAGCCGGCACAUCAUAACAAGUCAAAGUGGGAUUACGUUCCGCCCAAGGGAACGCCUUCUCAGACUUCGGAGUCUUCUUUGAGCGGUCCCAGGACGAGGAAUGGGGCUAGGGGAGCGGUGGCGGUGGAUUUUCAGCCUGUCGUGCUUGACGUGGCAGGUGGUGAGGAGACGACAAAGGACAUGCCCCGGGGCGAUGCGGAUACGCAGAACGCCAUUGCUUCAAAGGACGACAACGAUGAGUUGUCCAAGUACAUUUCGAUGAUGCAAGAGUUCAAGGACCUACCCCUGGAUGUCGACGAGGAUGAGGAUGCCCAGUCUACGGCAAUUGGGGUAGAAGCUCAGCUGGAUUUCACUCACCAGUCUGAAUCAGAACAUGAUUCACCACAGCAAAGGAGGUCGGCUCGGCGGACUCGAACGACAAGCAAGUUGAUAGCGUUUGAGGACCGCUUCGCCUGCAACAGAGCCGGCAGAAGAGACGCCAACCAAGGCAAUCCAAACUCACGCACCAUUGAAGUGCUGCAAAAGAUGAACAGCUACUACGAACGAACCAACGACCAAUGGCGGACCAUGGCGUACCGCAAGGCCAUCAGCACCCUGAAGCAGCAGACUGUCAAGAUCACCACCGAAGAGGAAGCCUACCGACUCCCCAGCAUCGGCCGCCGGCUGGCGCAAAAGAUUGAGGAGAUUGUCACGACAGACAAGCUGAGGCGGCUCGAAUACGCAGAGAGGGAGCCUUCGGACCACGCGCUGCAGGCGUUUCUUGGCAUCUACGGCGUGGGGAACAAAGUAGCCGAGCAGUGGAUCGCGCAGGGCUGGCGGACGCUCGACGACGUGAGGAAGCACGCCAAGUUGACGCCCAGUCAGCGGAUCGGCCUGGAGCAUUACGAGGAUUUGAACACGCGGAUACCGCGGAGCGAGGUGACUGCGCUCGGGGAGGUUGUCAUGAGGGCCGCGGGACGGAUCGAUGCGAGGGUGCAGGUCAUUGUGGGUGGGAGCUACCGGCGAGGGGCAGAGAGCUCGCACGACAUUGAUCUGAUUGUGACGCGGCCAGGGACGGAGGCUGCGGCUGAUUUGAAGCCGUUUCUGAACGAGCUGGUUGACCGGCUGGAGAGGGAUGGGUUUCUGGUGGCUCGGCUGGCGUCGUCCCGGGCUGCCGGCGGCGACGGAAGCAAGUGGCACGGCUGCUGCGUGCUGCCAGAGACUGCCGAGACAAACAACAACAACGACAACAGCAACGACGACGACGACGACGACGACGACGAUAGAGGCAGAAGCAAAGGCAAAAGCAGAAGCAGAAGCGAUGAUGCAGGGCACCGGCGUCCAGUAUGGAGGAGGAUCGACAUCUUGCUCGUCCCCGAGGCAGAGCUCGGCGCGGCGCUGAUUUAUUUUACGGGCAACGACAUUUUCAACCGCAGCAUGCGGCUGCUGGCCUCGAAGAAGGGGAUGCGGCUGAACCAGCGGGGGCUGUACAGGAAUGUGCUGAGGGGGCCUGCACGGAUCAAGGUCACGGAGGGGGAGGCUGUGGAGAGCAGGGACGAGAGGAGGAUCUUUGAGAUUUUGGGGGUCAAGUGGCGGGAGCCGUGGGAGAGGUGGUGCUGA